AUGGGGAGGGAAAAACGAAAAGUCAAACCUCCUAUUCGAGCGAGCGGGUUCAAGGAUAAACGCAGACGAAACCAGAGAUUUCAGUCUGACCAUCUAGCACCCGCUCCUGCUCCCCAAGGCGUUUUGGCAAAGCCAACACUACCAAAAUCCAGGCAUCACACAUACUUUGAGUUUGUUGAGAAUACAGACAAGAAAGAGAAAAUCCUUCAAGUCAAGGAGACCGAAGACAAAAUCCCGCCUCCAGGCUUCGAGUUUGUCCCCAUCGGUAACCCAGGACUGACAAAAGCAUGCAAAGAUCUUUCCCGCGAGAAAGAUGCCAUGAUAUUUGUAGUUUCGCCCGUCACUACCAAUAACAGUCUAUCUCAACAGGUCAAUCGACUAGGCCACCACAUCAGACAGACCAUCGUUGAAGAAGCCAAGGCCACCAUAGCGGACUUGCCGGAAUCCGGACCAGCCACACCAGAUGGAAACCCGGAACCAAUUCCUGAGACCCAGGCGGAAUAUCAUGCCCAGGCAGAUGCAGCGCUUCGUGACCUGUUCCCUCGCAUCCCCAACACUGACCGUCAGAUAAUCAUCGAACAUGCUUUCACACGGGUUAGUAUCUCCAACAAUCGCCAUUUUCUGUGCUCUUUGACGAACCGUAAUACUUCUCAGCGUGCGAAUACAAAAGGAGAGCUACCCGUUGGAUUCUCUGGUGAUAUUCCCCUUGCCCGACGCGUCCAGUUGGCAGUGCUGGCUCACAUUCGCCACACUCACACAAGGUAUGAUGAAUUACUGAAACAAGCCGGAUGGCAAGCUGCUCGAAAAGCCGUCGAAACCCUUUGUCUCGACAUCCUUGUCAAGUGGCGAGGAGACGAAGAGACCGGCCGUGACCAACUAGAUGAGAUAUUGCGCGAAGUGGUCGUCAUUUCGGACUCCGAAGAUGACAGCUCAGACGAAGAAACAAUGGAUGACUCCUCCACCGAUGGUGAUGGCUCACCCAGUUCCGUGUUGAUAUCUACAAAGCCAACAACGGCAACGGUUCUUCCACAAAUGGCAGUCGUAGAACAGCCUGGAUCACCGGGACCAACCACGCUGGCAGAAGGACGCACUGCGCGGGCUAAAGGAAAGGCCCCCGCGAGACCCGUGGAUCAUGUACAAAAGACUGACCGCAAUGAUAAACGUGGCUUUAAGAGGUAUCACCAAAUUUGGAAAGAAGCUAUUUUGCGGAACCGCGGAGCAGACGAUGAUCGCAAUGGAUUCAUAGUUGGUGGUGUGAGCGAAUAUAACCCACGCCAUCCACAAAUGCCUGCCAGGCAGCUGGAGGCUCAUCAAUCCACAACCUACGACGGCAGCCAAGUCGAGCGAGCUGCUCAUUCUAUAGGGUUCACAGUAAGCUCUGGCCUUCCACCUAUGGACUCUCAGUCGUAUACUCGCCCAGUUGCUACUCCUCCGCUGUAUGCCAAUCAAUCCACCGAGAUUCAAGCUUCUCGUGACGCUUUGAGCUCUUCGGUGUAUGAAUUCUCAGCGAAAAGCCCCUCGUCAUUGAGGAUGAUGUCCCCUAUCACAAAGCGUCUGGGGGAUAUGGCCGUCCCUUCUACUGAGCCAGCCUCGUCAGAGAUGGUGAUGCAGCCAGCGUUUGUAAGGGCUGUGCCGCCGAGACAACAGGGUCAUCUAGACCCUUUGCCUUCUCGGCCACCACCUCUAUUCCACACCAUCCGCAGUAUGUCACCUAUGGAUAGCGAAAUUCGUAACUCCCUAGACCGGGGAGACCGUCGGAUAAUUAGCGACUACCCAGUCGAAAGGAGAUUUCAACCUAACAGCUUUGCUCUCGAUGCUCCCAUUUAUGUUCCUCAAGAGCGUGUUGACUAUUCGUUCAUCUCUGGCGGCCCCAGUCAUGCUAGGCCCGCGCUUCAAGGCUGGAGCAGGCCAUAUGAACAUCCCAUUUGGGCUGAUCCCCCAAGAGAUGACAGAAUCAUUGCAAAUCCACCACGGCCCGGGACACGCACUAAUCCAGUCCUUAUGGAGGAUCGGGAUGGCUUCAUUGAGAGGGUUGCCUUGCCACCGGAGUCGAGGGUAUUGACACAUCAGAAAGAAGACUCCCUUACAUUCCACUCAGAACCGUACAGAGCGACGGGGUCUCAUCUCGUAUCCUCUGAGAGAGAUGCAAGAACACCGCGAGACAAUCGAGGAAAUGAUGGCAUCGAAGUGAUGCCCAUAAAUUGGCCAGGUGCUUUGCAUAACUCGCAUCACUCGGCACGCUUUUAUGGUCAUCAGCCGCAAUUGUACCAGCCAUCCGUACCAGAAGAAUCAGAUAUUCGAGAUGUAGAAACCCGAGACAGGGCUGGACAUUGUGUGGCUGGCAGAUAUUGGCCAGCCCAAGAGGUGUAA
Metarhizium acridum CQMa 102 is the source of this 2370-nucleotide messenger RNA. RefSeq lists its product as uncharacterized. Lineage: Eukaryota; Fungi; Ascomycota; Sordariomycetes; Hypocreales; Clavicipitaceae. The record is from RefSeq and is a predicted model, not a curated record.